GACCAGGCUGGUGUUGGUGAGGUGUAGUCUGCCAGCACACAGACACUCACCAGCACACAUGGCUUGCUUCUUCUAUUUUGGAGUCAUGUCCCUUCUGUCAGUGUUGGUGACCUGCCAGCCUGUUCCCGAUGGUGUUCACAUGGAGUGUCAUGAGCGUUACUUCAUGAUAGCUGUGGAUCGCUCUUUUGAAGCGGCGCAAGCUCACUUUGAGGCUGUCGACAGGACUGGCGUGUAUGUCAUCACAGAGUCGUACGCAGCCCAAUGUGGCUACAGCAUCACGGUUCUUCCGAGUGGCUACAUGGAGCUUCGUGCGUCCUACUUCAGCUGUCACACAGCCAACCAGGGGGAUCAGGUGUUCACGUUCAGCUUUAACCUGCUGGCGAGGCGUAACGGGUUGGAGGCCGUCUACGCACUGAACAAAACCUGCUCGCCCUUGCUUGCGUGGUCUCCUCGAGAGGUCACCUGUGAGGUUAAUUACAUGGAGGUGUCUGUAAGCAGCGAAGUAUCAUGUACAGCUGGGACCCAAAUGGACGACUGGAACAUUCUUAAGUCCGCACACAGCUCGUCCACUUCAGACUGGCAGGUGAUGUUCCAGAAGCAUGAGGAGCAGCUGGCACCAAUGAGCCUCUCAGACGCUCGUGGAAGAGGUUACGUGAUUGAGUUGACAGACGGCAGGCUAGUCUUCCGCGCGCCCUACGAACAACCGCACUCUUUUGUCACCAUGGUGAACGGUGUCCCCGUGGAGGUGGUCCACGCAACUCUGUUUUCCAGACAAAGCUGGUUUGUCAUCAUGGUCGACCUGCUGGCCGCCUGCUCCGUGCACGAAGGCACUUUUGAAGACAACGGUCAUGUGGUUUUUGAGACCCCUGAGGCAUUGUACCCUAGUCCUGAUGUCACAGAGAUCCUUGUUGGACUCAACAGUGAACUCCUUGAGCGUUCAGUCUUUGCAGAAAAAGGGGCCAUCGAGAUUAAGGAGGACAUUGUCCAAGUCCGAAUCCCUUUCCACAUGGAGGGUGGACACAGAAAGAGCUUUGUGAGCGGUCAACUAUACGAAUUCUACACCUUCCAUCUCCACCUGGAGCAGCUCUUUGAAAAGAAGGCAACCAGGCUCCGCCUUCACAGGAUUCUGGCCACGCCUCUUCGGCGCCAUCCACUUCUCACCCAGAAUCAGACUCUGGUGGAGGAGCACAUGUUCACUGUCUACCUGGGCAACGUCCCAGAGGAUGUCGAGUUGUUAUCUUUUCAGCUCAAUGGCCAUGAGAUUCCUCAGCCUUUUGCCAACACUAGCUUGUACGUAGAGACCAUUGUGCAAGCAAACAACGAGCAUGGCUACACACUCAAGGUGCCGUUUGAUGACCCCGCCAUCAUGCAGAAGUUCUGGGACGUCCAAAGUGUGAAGCACAGUCUGGACAUAAACUAUACUCUUAAGGUUCUUCCUGAAAACAAGCUCUACUGCCAAACUGUCAGUGUCUCUGCACUGACUGAUGUCUAUCCUCCAGUCAUGGAUGCCGUUUGCUCUGACACGGGGAUCACCUUCAGAUUGCACCACAGGCCUUUGAACUUCCUGUGGUUCUUCAGUGUGGGUUCAGACAUAGUGACAUCAGAGCUGGCUGCUCAGCGAGGCUACAGGAUGAGCAACGACAGUCGGUCACUGCAGCUGAGCGUGCCGGUCUUCACGCAGGGCUUCCAGUAUGCGGAAAUCACUUUGGAGGGUUUCUUGGGCACUUUUGAGAUCCUUGUGAGGGAGUGUGAGACAUCAGCUGUGCAGGGUUCAAUCACCAAGACUUGUCCCUUUGCCUUCUCUGAAGUCAUUGCGUGUUCCAUGGAUGGGAGGAUGACUGUGCUAGCAGACUUGGCCUUCAUCACGCCGAGUGGUGUGAUGUCAUCGACUAGCAACCUGCUGGAUGUCUACUGUGGUCCGACAGAGGCUGAUGGAACCAAGGCGCUGUUCUCCUUUCCACUCAACAGCUGUGGCUCCGAAGUCGAGAUCGACAAGAAUAAAGUCCACUACAGAAACGAGAUCUUUUACAACGGCAGUGAACAUUCUAAUGAAAGGGUGGUGGUGCAGUGCACAUAUCCUCUUGAUGGCCUCCACAGGCUCUUCUCCAUGCACAAGUUUGAGUCAGACAGCCCAGGCAGUGGAAGCAUCAUCCACAGCAAGCAGCCCACUGCAGCACCGCAGCACAGAACCAUCCAGACUACUACAGGUCAGACUAGACCUCCUGCGACCAGCAGAACAAGCAGAGGUCCAGAUGUGAAACGGCCGGCCUCCCAACAUGGCAAUGUUCGAUACAUCAAAGUGUUAAGAGGCAAAUCUUACCUUGAUGUGAGGCAAAGUCCUUACUUUAGAGAGAUAAAAUAUUAAGGAUAUUUUUUUAUUAAAUAAAUCUUUAAACUUA
Entelurus aequoreus (snake pipefish) is the source of this 2399-nucleotide messenger RNA. RefSeq lists its product as uncharacterized. The transcript has 17 exons. NCBI's taxonomy places the organism in Eukaryota, Metazoa, Chordata, Actinopteri, Syngnathiformes, Syngnathidae. The coding region runs from base 59 to 2365 and encodes 768 amino acids. The record is from RefSeq and is a predicted model, not a curated record.